CUGGCUGCUCUUCAUGUCCACCUGACCUUCAUCAACUCUGGACUGAACCUCAUGGAGGAAGAACAACAGAAAAAGUCUUGGUUUUCUAAAUUUUUUGAAAGCAGUCUAGUCCAGUUAUACCAGAGUGCUGUGAAUACGGCCUUACAGAGUCCAAACGGACACCUGGACUUGUUCCUCCGCUUCCUCCUGGGCCUUUCACUGCAGACCAAUCAGAGUCUCUUACGAGGUCUGCUGACUCAGACAGCAAGUAGCCCACAGACCAAUCAGGAAACAGUCCAGUUCAUCAAGGAGAAGAUCAGUGAGGAUCUGUCUGCAGAGAAAAGCAUCAACCUGCUCCACUGUCUGAAUGAACUGAAUGAUGGUUCUCUAGUGGAGGAGAUCCAACAGUUCCUGAGUUCAGGACAUCUCUCCACAGAUAAACUGUCUCCUGCUCAGUGGUCUGCUCUGGUCUUCAUCUUACUGUCAUCAGAAGAUCUGGAAGAAUUUGACCUGCAGAAAUACUCUGCUUCAGAAGAGGCUCUUCUGAGGCUGCUGCCAGUGAUCAAAGCCUCCAACAACGCUCUACUGAAUGACUGUAAUCUGUCAGAGAGAAGCUGUGCAGCUCUGUCUUCAGUUCUCAGCUCUCAGUCCUCCAGACUCAGAGAUCUGGAUCUGAGUUUCAACUACCUGCAGGAUUCAGGAGUGAAGCUUCUGUCUGCUGGACUGGAGAGUCCACACUGUAAACUGGAGAGUUUAAGUUUCCAAUGUGAACCAGAGUCUGUGAGUCAGAAACUGGACUUUACUGGUUCAGCAGAUGUGAAGUGUUAG
Messenger RNA from Oryzias melastigma (Indian medaka), 807 nucleotides. Its product is annotated as NLR family CARD domain-containing protein 3-like. The coding region runs from base 52 to 807 and encodes 251 amino acids. The record is from RefSeq and is a predicted model, not a curated record. The transcript is spliced from 3 exons. Lineage: Eukaryota; Metazoa; Chordata; Actinopteri; Beloniformes; Adrianichthyidae.